Trichoplusia ni (cabbage looper) is the source of this 3453-nucleotide messenger RNA. It is a transcript of the gene TM9SF2, whose product is annotated as transmembrane 9 superfamily member 2. Gene Ontology annotation, cellular component: membrane. Bases 198 to 2171 code for a protein of 657 amino acids. The record is from RefSeq and is a predicted model, not a curated record. The transcript has 9 exons. Gene Ontology annotation, biological process: protein localization to membrane. Lineage: Eukaryota; Metazoa; Arthropoda; Insecta; Lepidoptera; Noctuidae.
AGUGGUGACGUUUCCGAGUGCGCAGGCUGCGACGGGGAAUACUCAACGUUAUAAAAUAGGAUUCAAUAUUAUUUCCCCUUGAUUAAUAAUAGUGUUCCUAAUAAACUUGAUUAUGUAGUUCUUGUUAUUACAUUUAUAAUCAAUAACUGUAUUUGCACAGAAGUUUAGCAACGGAAGUCGUGUAAUAACAUAACGUCAUGUCGUUGUAUGUGGUUUGCGCAUUGCUGCUUUUGACGCCAAUUCGUGCGUUUUAUUUACCAGGUUUGGCUCCUGUGAAUUAUUGUAUAGCCAAUGAUGACACUAGCAAGUCGUGCAAGACGGAAAUACCACUGUAUGUAAAUAGACUGAACACUGAAGAAUCAGUGAUCCCAUUUGAGUAUCACCACUUUGACUUUUGUACUAUUGAUGAGAGUCAGUCUCCUGUCGAGAAUCUUGGUCAAGUGGUCUUUGGAGAGAGAAUACGACCAAGUCCUUACAAGCUUGAAUUCUUGAAGAAUGUUGACUGUAAGCCAGUUUGUACGAAGACCUACAAGGGUUCGGACACAGAUUCUAUCAAACGGUUGAACUUGCUGAAAAUGGGCAUGGCACUCUCUUACCAGCACCAUUGGAUCCUGGACAACAUGCCCGUGACUUGGUGCUACUUGGUUAAUGAGGGAGGGAAGACAUACUGCAGCACUGGGUUCCCCAUGGGCUGCCAAGUGCGCAAAGAUAUGGACACAUGCACACCGAUAGUGAACGGCCAUUCAAGUCGUAUUGGGGCUUACUACUUGUUCAAUCAUGUCGACUUGGAGAUAACGUACCACAGCGGCGGCGAAGAGGAAUGGGGUGUAGCCUUCGGCGAGAAUGGAGGCCGUAUUAUAUCUGCUAAGGUCAAGCCUGCCAGCAUUCGACACACGAAUCCGAACAACCUUGACUGCAGUGCCCGCGGCGUAGAACUCGAGAUCCCGACUCAACUCGACUCCGACAAAACCUUCAACGUGACCUACACCUACCGCGUCACCUUCAUAAAGAACAACACCAUCAAGUGGUCCUCCCGAUGGGACUACAUUCUAGAGUCAAUGCCACAGACAAACAUCCAAUGGUUCUCUAUUCUAAACUCCUUGGUUAUUGUUCUGUUCCUCAGUGGAAUGGUUGCUAUGAUUUUAUUAAGGACUUUGUAUAAAGAUAUCGCGAGGUACAACCAGAUGGAGUGUGGGGAAGAUGCACAGGAAGAAUUUGGUUGGAAGUUAGUGCACGGUGAUGUGUUCAGACCCCCGCGACGAGGCAUGCUGUUGGCUGUGUUCCUUGGAUCUGGUUCUCAGGUGUUCGGCAUGACGCUGGUGACGCUGGCGUUCGCGUGCCUGGGCUUCCUGUCGCCGGCCAACCGCGGCGCGCUGAUGACGUGCGCGCUGGUGGCCUGGGUGCUGCUGGGCGCCGCCGCCGGCUACGUCAGCGCGCGGAUAUACAAGAGCUUCGGCGGCCGCCGCUGGAAGAGCAAUAUACUGCUGACCUCCAUGGUGUGCCCGGGCGUGGUGUUCUCCCUGUUCUUCAUAAUGAACCUCGUGUUGUGGGGCAAGGGCUCGUCCGCGGCCAUUCCGUUCUCGACUCUCGUGGCUCUGCUGGCGCUUUGGUUCGGAGUGUCCGUGCCGCUCACCUUCAUCGGCGCUUACUUUGGAUUCAGGAAGAGGAUUCUUGACCACCCGGUCCGCACUAAUCAGAUCCCGAGGCAGAUUCCUGAGCAGUCGCUGUACACGCAGCCGGUGCCCGGUAUCGUGAUGGGCGGUGUCUUACCUUUCGGAUGCAUCUUCAUUCAACUGUUCUUCAUUCUCAACUCUCUUUGGUCAAGUCAGAUGUACUACAUGUUCGGUUUCCUGUUCCUGGUGUUCGUGAUCCUGGUGAUCACAUGCUCGGAGACCACGAUCCUGCUGUGCUACUUCCACCUGUGCGCGGAGGACUACCACUGGUGGUGGCGAGCGUUCCUGAGUUCGGGUUCGACGGCGGGCUACCUGUUCGUGUACUGCUGCCACUACUUCGUCACCAAGCUCAACAUCGAGGACGCGGCCUCCACCUUCCUGUACUUCGGCUACACUAUCAUCAUGGUCUUCUUGUUCUUCCUGCUCACCGGCACCAUCGGCUUCAUGGCCUGCUUCUGGUUCGUAAGAAAAAUCUACAGCGUCGUUAAAGUAGACUAAAUUAAUGUGGUGUUAGGUUAAGCAUCGAGUGUUGGUACAGCGGUAUUGACGUGUCCGUCUAGAUAUGGACGCAUUUGUUAUGUAAAAUUAAGCAGAGUUGUUACACCAAAGCAUUGUUUUUUUGAAAAACAUAGCGCUAACGUGUUGCGUGACAAACUUCCGCCUAGUCCAUCUGUGCAUAUUGGAAUGUCUUGUGGAUAUGACGCGUGGUGAUCUAUGAAGUGAUGAGGCCUGUAUUGUAAGUAAUAUAGUGGAGCAUCGGGUCACAGACAAUCUUGUAUUGCAAUGGUUGGGUGAAAGCCACGGGCCGAUACAAAAGGCGCGCGAGCGUCGCCAGUCUGAAACUAGGAAUAAUGUGACAGUGUGACAAGUAAGACUGCUGUACGCAAUGUGAUUAAUUAAAUAAAGGUUUAUAUUGCUAAUAAAUUGAUAGUCUCUUGCGUCUUUUAAUCGUUUGUUUAUUAUUUUUAAUAUUAAUUUGAAUGUUAGGUCGUAUACAUAUUGACUGAAAUCUAUGUCGAACAUGGAAACCAUUCUAUUAAAAACUAGCGCGUAAAUCCUAAAGGUUUCUUCAAUGUGUAUGCGCCUUUAGUCGCUAGUUGUAUAAGUCUUUUGUGAAUGAAAAAAGAAAGCUUAAUCUGUUUAUAAUUUAUUUGAAAAUUGCUAACAUAAUCAUCCUGCACAAUAAAAUUAGGGAUAGAAACCGUGAUCAGUCAAACAUUGAAUGGCAGUACUUAAAUAUGUUCUAUUAACAUAUUCAUUAAAUAACUAAAAGAAAUUGUGAUAUCAUUGAUCCGAUAGUGUUUUAACCGCUCUGAUGCUAUGCAUUCUAAAUGAGUACAAAAUGGUGACGCAAUAUUAAUUUACGUAGCGCUUCUCUCAACACUGCAUUUCUUUGAGGUUACGAUUCUUCUUUUUAUUAGGAAAAUAGCAAAUUCUACAGCAAUUUAUGUCUUGAAGGAAAGAAAACGGUAAUUAGUUGUCUUAUCUAGAAUGCAGAUUAUCAUGCGUAUUAAAUGUUUUAAAAGUGAGAUUUUGCAUUUUUUAUAAAAAAGUAUCCUUGGGAUUUCUGUUUCAGAUCUCGAAUACACAAAGUAUUUGAAAUGAUUGUAUUUGGUUAUGAAAUUAUUUUACUUUAUUUUAAACAGACAAAUCAAUGAACCAAAAUAAAUAGAUGAAAUUACUGAUGGUUCAGAAAUUAGUAUUCUUUUAACACGUAUUUGCGAGACUAUAUUAAGCCGUUAGUGGCGGACAGCGAAAUAUAAAUUAUUGGCGGUAGAAG